This is a messenger RNA of Benincasa hispida (wax gourd), 522 nucleotides long. The record is from RefSeq and is a predicted model, not a curated record. NCBI's taxonomy places the organism in Eukaryota, Viridiplantae, Streptophyta, Magnoliopsida, Cucurbitales, Cucurbitaceae.
AUGAAUUAUUUCAAAGCUCGCCUCACCUUCUUCCUCUUGCUCUCGUUUGCCCUCAUUACCUUGGCUCGGAUCACGCCCCAUUCAGAAAGCCAAAACAACACGAUUACAAUAAAUGACUAUGCUGAUCCAGGAGCUAAUCCUAGACAUGAUCCAAAUCAGCCACCAAUGAUGAUAAAUGACUAUGCUGAUCCAGGAGCUAAUCCAAGACAUGAUCCAAAUCAGACACCAAUGAUGAUAAAUGACUAUACUGAUCCAGGAGCUAAUCCAAGACAUGAUCCAAAUCAGCCUCCAAUGAUGAUAAAUCGAGCUAAUCCAAGACAUGAUCCAAAUCAGCCACCAAUGAUGAUAAAUGACUAUACUGAUCCAAGAGCUAAUCCUAGACAUGAUCCAAAUCAGCCACCAAUGAUGAUAAAUGACUAUGCUGAUGCAGGAGCUAAUCCAAGACAUGAUUCAAAUCAGUCGCCCCCACCUCGACGGUUUAAGGUUAGCGCUGCCGGUGGCCACGUCAGCAAAAAUUCUUAA